Prosopis cineraria is the source of this 2229-nucleotide messenger RNA. Its product is annotated as probable receptor-like protein kinase At5g18500. The transcript is spliced from 8 exons. Gene Ontology annotation, molecular function: ATP binding; protein kinase activity. The record is from RefSeq and is a predicted model, not a curated record. NCBI's taxonomy places the organism in Eukaryota, Viridiplantae, Streptophyta, Magnoliopsida, Fabales, Fabaceae. Bases 459 to 1931 code for a protein of 490 amino acids. Gene Ontology annotation, biological process: protein phosphorylation.
AAGAGAACAAAUUUGAAGAAACGGCGCACCAAAAAAGUUUUCAUUUUUAUGCGUCUCUUUUACUGUAUGUAAUGUGAAGAAGAACCAUGUCGCUUCUCAUCACCUACUCCUGAUAAUUCCAUUGCUUCUUCCUCUUAUAAGCCUCACCAUUGCUUAUUCUUCAUCCUAGAAUUUCAGGUGCCCCGUGUUUUCCCUUCUCCACUUCCCUUCAGCUUCAAAACAAGGUCCUUCUUCCUAUUUCCGGUUCAAUUCAAGGACCCAAUUGUUGUUUUUGAGGAAACCCAGAAACGUUUAUUGCAUUGGAAGGAAGAAUAAGACAAUGGGGUGGAACUGGGCAUGCGCUAAUGGCUUCACUUCCUAGAGGACUUUUGGGGCUUAAGAGAUCUAGUUAGCUGCGCUGCUUGAGAGAGUUUUUGAAGGAUAAGGGUCGUGCAUUUCAGAUAUUUGGCAUCGGCAAAAUGGCAUCUGGUCUGAAUUCAGGGUUAUCCAAGAAAACUUCUGUUUUUGGUUUGGAAGUGUGGGAAUUGAUGGCAAUGGCUGUUGGGCUGUUUAUUGUAAUCAUCCUGGCGGUUUUAUCAAUAUGUCUUACAUUGCGAAAAAGAUCCAGAAAAAUCAACAGCAGCAUGCGUCCCUUUAGCCAUAUCCCAUCGGUUUCAGAAGAGAUCAAAGAGAUUAGAGUUGAUCAAGUUUCAGCAAAUAAUAAUUUGCAGAAUGGCUCUUUAAUGAGUUUGAAUGACAUAUUUAGUGACAAGGAGUCUGCAAAGGCUUUAAUCCAAACGAAUAAUGGGGAUAAUCUCAAUAGUAGCCAAUCAGGCUCAUUUAAUCAUUUAGAGAAAGAUGGUGUUGGCUCUCAAUCAGGCGAUGACAGCAUCUCUAAGACUACUUCUUACAGCCCCUUGUCUGGUUUGCCCGAAUUCUCUCAACUAGGCUGGGGUCACUGGUUCACAUUAAGGGACCUAGAACUUGCAACAAACCGGUUUUCAAAGGACCAUGUUAUUGGGGAAGGUGGUUAUGGAGUUGUUUAUCGAGGUCAACUAGUCAAUGGGAAUCCUGUGGCUGUCAAGAAGAUCCUCAAUAAUGUAGGACAGGCUGAAAAGGAAUUCAGGGUGGAAGUUGAGGCUAUUGGUCAUGUGCGACAUAAGAACUUGGUUCGACUUCUUGGAUACUGCAUUGAAGGCACUCACAGGUUGUUGGUUUAUGAGUAUGUUAACAAUGGCAAUUUAGAGCAAUGGCUACAUGGAGCAAUGCAGAAGCAUGGGUAUCUUACUUGGGAAGCUCGGAUGAAAAUUCUCCUUGGGACGGCUAAAGGACUAGCUUACUUGCAUGAGGCAAUUGAACCAAAGGUUGUUCAUCGUGAUAUUAAGUCAAGCAACAUUUUGAUUGAUGAUGAGUUCAAUGCCAAAAUAUCUGACUUUGGGCUAGCUAAGUUGCUGGGUUCUGGGAAAAGUCAUAUCACAACUCGAGUAAUGGGUACUUUUGGAUAUGUGGCCCCAGAAUAUGCCAAUUCCGGCUUACUAAAUGAGAAGAGCGAUGUUUAUAGCUUUGGCGUGCUGCUACUUGAAGCCAUUACUGGAAGAGACCCUGUGGAUUACAGCCGACCAGCAGAAGAGGUGAAUUUGGUUGACUGGCUCAAGAUGAUGGUAGGGAACAGGCGUUCAGAAGAGGUGGUGGAUCCAAAACUUGAGACUCGCCCAUCAACAAGUGCCCUUAAGCGAGUUCUUUUGACUUCACUGAGGUGCGUCGAUCCAGAUGCUGGAAAAAGGCCAAGGAUGAGUCAAGUUGUCCGCAUGCUUGAAUCUGAAGAAUAUCCUAUACCUCGAGAGGAUAGAAGACGGCGAAAGAGUCAGGCGGGAAUGGUGGAGACUCCAGAUACAGAGAAGAGUGAGAACCCAGAGAAUAGGUCAAAUGAGAGAAGGAGCCAGAGGAAAUAGUUCAUUGUCCAGAUCAAGGAACUGAAGAUACAGGUCGCAGGAAAAUUUUUGCUUUCUUCUUGAGUUUUCUUUAAACUUGUGAGUCCUGGAAACAUCCAAACCAAGAGGUGUGGAGCAAGGAUGGUGGCGUGGUUUAUAUACAUAUACAUAUAUAUAGAUAUAGAUACCUCUUUGUUGGGACAGCAUAGCUUUGUUAGAUGUUAGAAUGUUGGCUUGGGUAUUGUGUUUGAAUAUGGUAUUCAACAGCUCCCUUGCGCUGGUGGUGUGUACAGUUCAUUGCUAUAUUUUCUUUUCAUUA